AUGAAGAAGUAUUUCAUCACACAUAAGGUUGCCACCCCGUAUCACCCACAGACGAGUGGACAGGUUGAAGUUUCCAAUCGAGAGAUCAAGCACAUUUUGGAAAAGACGGUAAACCCCAAUAGAAAAGAUUGGUCUAUGCGAUUGAGUGAUGCACUGUGGGCAUAUAGGACAGCUUUCAAGACUCCGAUUGGGAUGCCACCCUAUCAGCUUGUGUACGGGAAGGAACAGAUGAAGAAGGCUCAUGACCAGAGCAUUUUGAGACGAUCUUUUGAGCCUGAUGAGAAAGUCCUUUACAAUUCUCGGCUGCAUCUUUUCCUAGGCAAGUUGAAAUCUCGAUGGACAGGCCCAUUCAUCAUUCGGUUUGUUUUUCCUCAUGGGCCUAUCGAGAUUGAGGAUCCUAAGAAUGGCAACACCUUCAAGGUGAAUGGACAGAGAUUAAAACCAUUCUUAGAGUUGAGAAGUAAGGAGAUCGAGACGACAUUGUUGGAGGAUCCGAGUUAUUCUGAAUGA
Messenger RNA from Corylus avellana, 510 nucleotides. The record is from RefSeq and is a predicted model, not a curated record. Lineage: Eukaryota; Viridiplantae; Streptophyta; Magnoliopsida; Fagales; Betulaceae.